UACUCAUUUUUAUGGCAUUUAAUUAUUGUUUACCUCUCUAUAUGUUGUAUUUGUGCCUUAUACAUGUUAUUGUUUUAUACAUUUCUGUAUUUGAUUUUGAGGGGUGUGUCUGUUCCUAGCCAAUAUUAUAUCACCUGGAGCUGGUUACGAUCGAUUUGCCUUCAGCAGAUGGCACUGUAGUGCAAGUUUUCACAACAACCAUACACGUUUUCCCCCACACUACUGCUAUUCAACGUGUUCGACACAUGCACAAGCACAUUUGCCCAACCCCUGCCUCUCUCACACAGCGUAUACGCAGUACAAGCGUCCUUAGAGAUGCACACACAGUGCCGCAGUUUAUCUACACUAGAAUAUAUGGAGCUGGGUAGAGAUGUAACCUCAAGCUGGAGAUGCUGAGGAGGCUGGUGCGCAUCACAGAAGUUGCGGAAAAGGCAUUGAAGCACUUAUUGUGUUUUUACUUUUUGUAAUAUCCCUGCGUCGGAAUAAUUUGAUCAUAACAGAAAGAAUCUAAACUCAAAUGCUGCAAGUGAAGUUACCGAUCAAGUAAGUUCUCGCAACAUCUAUGGACCGCAACACUAAACGCGUGGAUUAUUUAGUGCCAUGCGUAAAUAGACUGGCGUGAAACUCAAGAAAUUUUACGCGUGCGUUUAUCUGACAAUUGCGGUUGUCUCGUCAUGUCUACGAUCAGAAGGAAAUUCGGCGAUGACUAUCAGGUGGUGAACACGAACCGGGGCAUGUCGUUUUCUGCCCCGGCUAAAAGAAAGCGCCAGCGAUUUGUGGAGAAAAACGGACGCUGCAACGUCCAGCACGGUAACCUUGGCGGGGAGACCAGCAGGUACCUCUCCGACCUCUUCACCACGCUCGUGGACUUAAAGUGGCGUUGGAACAUGCUCAUUUUUCUCUUAACGUACACGGUCGCGUGGCUCAUAAUGGCAUCUAUGUGGUGGAUCAUCGCGUACAUCCGUGGAGACCUCGGGCACGGCCACGACGAGUCGUACACACCGUGCGUCGCCAACGUUUACAACUUUCCCUCCGCUUUUCUGUUCUUCAUUGAGACCGAGGCGACCAUAGGCUACGGGUACAGAUACAUAACUGAGAAGUGCCCAGAGGGCAUCAUACUUUUCCUGUUCCAGUCCCUCUUGGGCUCGAUCGUGGACGCGUUUCUCAUCGGCUGUAUGUUCAUAAAGAUGUCACAGCCCAAGAAGCGCGCAGAGACGCUCAUGUUCAGCCAGGACGCGGUCAUCUCACAACGGGACGGGAAGCUGUGCCUCAUGUUUAGGAUCGGGAAUCUCAGGAACAGCCACAUGGUUUCGGCACAGAUCAGGUGCAAGCUCAUCAAGUCCCGUCAAACCCCCGAAGGAGAAUUUCUCCCACUGGAUCAGAGGGAAUUGGAUGUGGGAUUUGGAACAGGUGCUGACCAGCUCUUUCUUGUCUCACCCCUGACGAUAUGUCAUGAGAUCAAUUCCAAGAGCCCAUUUUUCGACCUGUCCCAGCGCUCCCUCAUGAACGAGCAGUUUGAGAUUGUUGUCAUUUUGGAAGGCAUUGUGGAAACUACAGGCAUGACGUGUCAGGCACGCACAUCUUACACAGAGGACGAGGUGCUGUGGGGUCACCGCUUCCUCCCUGUCAUGUCACUAGAGGACGGUUUCUUCAGGGUUGACUACUCGCAGUUCCACAAUACGUUUGAGGUGCCCACGCCCCCAUACAGUGUAAAAGAGCAAGAUGAGAAGUCAUCCCUCCCCUCCCCUGGUCCUCUUCUCUCCCCUGCGAUGAUCGACGGGCGCAGUCGCCGAGAACGGAUCUUCUCUUUAGACGGGGUUCCUCACGCUGAAGAACCAGGGUCCAAAUUACCCAGCAAGCUCCAGCGUAUGAGCUCCAAGAAUGGAAAAGAGGUCCUCAAACCUGGAAUCACUCAGCCAACGGAAAAGGCCUCAAGCACGGGAGACCUGCCUCUCAGGGUUCAGAGACUCGGAUCGUUGUUGUGCCAAGAGGAGCCGGAAAAUCUGCUCCAGUUAAAGGCUCUAAAGAUGGGUUCAGAAGCCCACACCCAGUCAGCAGGAGAACUGGAGCAUCAUAGACUGCUCCUAAUGACUGCUUCUGUUCCAGGGCCAAACCUCAACACAUUACCCAUGUCCAGUGGACGACCGGAGGACAACCUCCCACCUAAAUUACGAAGAAUGAAUGCAGAUCACUGAACAGAUCUGGGAUGAACAUUGAGAGGUGGCUCUUAAAAUCAUGUAAUAAUUUGAAUAAUAUUUAUUUAUUUAUAAGGGUAUAGAUUCUUUCUCUUUGACCUUAUGAAAGAGCUGUGUCUCUUGUCAAAAAUCAUCGCUUUAGCCUCAAUUUGAGCAUUGUAGACAUUCUGAGGUUAAUCUGAAUUUAAAUAAGCCUAAUACAGUAUACUGUAUUGAUGAAACCGUCAAUAGAAGUUAAGCACCUUCAUGGAAUUAUAAACACAAAAUGUAUUUCUUUGCAUAUUUAUAUAAGUAAUUUAUCAUGUAUUUACUUAGAGGAAAGUGUACUGAUAUGUAUGUACUGGCUUUUAAGGCUUUUUGUCACAUUUCUGUCAGCAAUAUACAGACUGAAAGCCAAAUGACUUUAGAAUUCACACAAAAAAAAUGGUCUCAUAUAUUCACUCCAUUUUUAUCCAUUAAUACUAAAAGUCAAAAAUGAAAGUAGUUUGUUUUUUACAGAUAUCUCUCAUAUUGGGCACUAAGUGGUAGCUGACAAUUAUUGUGCAGAUUCUCAACACAGAUUUUUAAUCAUUUAAUAGUUUGUAAUUUGAAGAAUUUCAUUAUUCAAUAAUUUCUAUUAUAAUAAAAUAUUUCAGAGAGCAUUACUUCUGUCUGCCUGUCUCUGUGUAACGUACGUCACUUGUGACGCUCAGACGUGCGAUCCGAGGCAUGUUACGUUGAGCAUGUAAUUGAAGUCGUUUGCAUCAGGUCCCAUCUGUGUAAAGGCCCAAGACCUGCGAGUCUACUACUGCUAAUGCUAAUCAUCAUCUCCUUGGAAACAUCCUGGCCCUUACCUCAGGCAGUGGGAGGAAGUGGAAGGAAGUAGAAGUAAUUCAAUUCAUCCUCAAGAAGGAAUAACUCACUCUCUCGCAUGAACAUGCCGUUAAACUUCAUUACUCUUAAUUGUGGAUGCACAGAGGUUCUAAUAUUGUUCAUUACUUAUGCAAUUCAUUUUUCAGGAAACGCAGCAGUGUCCGGUGAGGAUAGUAAAUAUCAGUUUAUCCUGGGGGACACAAAGCGAGGCAGUGCAUUUAAUCCCUGUUAAUGCGAAUCAUAAGUAAGAAAUACAAGCAGAACAAAACCAGAUGAUUAAUGUGAUCUUAUUAUUCGAAAUCCAUAAAGCAGAAAGAUGUACUUAUACAUCUUUAAUUUACAAGAUAAGAUUUGCUGUUUGGCUAUAUUUAGUGAAAUUGGAUUAAAAUACAUUAUUUCAAUCUUAAUUGUAUGAUAUAUAUUUAAAACGCGCUUACUGCAUUACUUUUUCAACAAAUCUACUGAUCCAGAGCAGUCGGUUGUAAUUUCUUCCAACUCUUUUCCUGGGAGAGCAGGAGAUGAGACACAGAAGUGCUUUUCUGUCAUGAAGGAGUGUAGCUGACCCUCACUAAAAGUGAAAGGUUAUUUUCCGCCUUUUGACCGGGUGCCAAGAGAGUCUGCAGCCUUGACUGAGACGAUAUAUCGAUCGCCGGGUGCCGUCACAUCGGCCUGGACAAAUGUUACAUCUGAAUAAUCUCUUCUCCAGAGAUGAAGAAACACAGACGCAUAGAAAUGUGCUCGGAAAGUCAGAGGGAUCAUCCACACAAGUCUGAUUAUCCGAGUCGACAGCUCCUUCAACACAGUGGUUGGUAUUGAUGUUAACAGUCAGUCAACUUCUCUGCCUUCGGUACAUGUUGUGAAAUUUAGGUGGUUCUUACAACUGAACCUAUAUUGUCUUGACUUUCAAAUAGAACUUGAUCGAUGAAUUAAAGGGAUAAUUCACUCAAAUAUGAAAAAUCUUUCAUUACUUACCUUCAAAUUCAACUUGUAUGAUUUUCUCUUGCUUCAGAAUACAAAAGAAGAUAAUUUGAAGAAUGUUAGUGCCUUCUGUAAACAGCAUUGGCUUAAAAAGGUUCACUGUAAAAAAAAUACCCGUAAAAAACGGAAAUUUUCUGUAAACUGGAAAAUUAUAGGAUAAUAGGAUAAGGAUAUAUGUUAAAUUGUUUUCCCCAUUUUUCUUGUAAAUGUGUUGUCUUUUUUGUAAUUUUAUC
Triplophysa rosa is the source of this 4258-nucleotide messenger RNA. RefSeq names its product potassium inwardly rectifying channel subfamily J member 19b (gene kcnj19b). Bases 675 to 2195 code for a protein of 506 amino acids. The transcript is spliced from 3 exons. The record is from RefSeq and is a predicted model, not a curated record. Gene Ontology annotation, cellular component: plasma membrane. NCBI's taxonomy places the organism in Eukaryota, Metazoa, Chordata, Actinopteri, Cypriniformes, Nemacheilidae. Gene Ontology annotation, biological process: potassium ion import across plasma membrane; regulation of monoatomic ion transmembrane transport. Gene Ontology annotation, molecular function: G-protein activated inward rectifier potassium channel activity.